Bombyx mori (domestic silkworm) is the source of this 4907-nucleotide messenger RNA. RefSeq names its product protein numb (gene numb). Lineage: Eukaryota; Metazoa; Arthropoda; Insecta; Lepidoptera; Bombycidae. Gene Ontology annotation, cellular component: cytoplasm. The transcript is spliced from 7 exons. The coding region runs from base 619 to 1773 and encodes 384 amino acids. The record is from RefSeq and is a predicted model, not a curated record.
GAUUGUCAGAGAUUGUCAGAGAGAAAAACAAGACAAGAGGAAAUGCUUCUAAUAAGUUCCGAUCUUUAGCAUACGUUCACAUUCACCUUUCAGAGAUUCAGUUUGUUUCUUUCACUCAUCUAAGAAAUCAAUAAUACUGUCCUGUUGUCUAACUGUUGCGGCAAAAAUUGUAAAAUUAAAUCAGUGCAGAGUGGAGACUGAGACUUGAGUCUUGAACUAAUAUUCUUGCCAUGAGUGGGUGGUCGCUUUACAGUUUUCAAGAUUUAGAUGUCUGUUUCAGUGAACAUUGUAAAUACGAGUUAUAUACAUAGUUUUAAAUAUUGUCAGUAUGGUCAUGAAUAUCAAAGUAUCAAAAGUGCAAACGGAAAAAAAAUCAGUAUUGUGGUCAUAAAAUGUUCGGAUUAAAAAAUAACUGAAAAAAAACUGUAUUUACUUUUUCCUUAAUAGAGCCAAAAUUAAAAAUACUAAAUAAAAACUACAAAACAGUAGAUCUGUACGGGAUCUUAUAUAAUAUUUAAGUGACUAAAACUACAUUACAUUAUAUGUUAGAAAUCGUCAGUGCGAAGCUCGCUGAGACGAGCGCGCGCUGGCGCUGCGCUGUCGCCGCCGCGUGCUGGCAUGGAGCGGUUGCGACGUUCCUUCCGCGAGUCGUUCCGACGCCGCAAGGGCUCGCCGCCGGAAUCAGCGCGGCCGCACCAAUGGCACGCCGACGAGGCGGCUGUUCGUGCCGGUACCUGCACUUUCCCCGUCAAGUAUCUCGGCUGCGUCGAGGUCUUCGAGUCUCGGGGUAUGCAGGUCUGCGAAGAGGCACUCAAAGUUCUCAGGAAUUCACGUCGUCGUCCAAUUAGAGCAGUCCUUCACGUGAGCGGCGACGGUCUGAGGGUGGUGGAAGAAGAAACAAAAGGACUGAUAGUAGAUCAGACCAUCGAGAAGGUGUCCUUCUGCGCGCCCGACAGAAAUCACGAACGAGGAUUUAGUUACAUUUGUCGCGACGGUACCACCCGCCGUUGGAUGUGUCACGGCUUCCUGGCGUCGCGCGACAGCGGCGAGCGGCUCUCGCACGCGGUGGGCUGCGCCUUCGCGGCCUGCCUCGAGCGCAAGCAGCGCCGCGACAAGGAGUGCGCCGUCUCCAUGAGCAUCGACGCCGCCAGCCACGCCUUCACCAGGCAGGGCUCCUUCCGGAAAUCGGUUAUAAUAUCGUCUUCGAACCGUCGCGCGUCAGAGUCGGAGCCGCCGCCGCCGCCGCCGGUGGCGCCCGCGCGCGCGUCCGCACACAACCCGUUCGCGGUGGAGCGGCCCCACGCCGCGCCGCACCUGCUCGAGCGGCAGGGCUCGUUCAGGGGAUUCACGCAUCUCAACAAUAGUUCGCCAUUCAAGCGCCAGAUGUCGCUCCGCAUCAGUGAACUGCCCUCUAACUUGGAGCGUCAACGCGCCGGACUGGGCUCGCCCACUCGCGCCCUGCCGCCCGCGCCUGCCCCCGCCCCCGCACCCCUGCCGUCGCACGUCUCCAGCCCGCCAGACAUCGCCGCGAUUGAGGAGAGCGUGAGCGGCGACGCGGUGUCUGCGAUGUGCGAGGAGCUGGCGGUGGGCCUGCGCGCGCUGACGGAGGAGCCGGUGCCGGGCGCGGGGUCGUUGCCCUCUCCGGACGCGUGGCUGGGCCGAGUGGCACGCGCCCCCCCGCUGUCCACCCGCGCCGCCUCGCACCCCGCCCCCCACCCCGCGCCCAUCACCAACCCCUUCUUGGCGCCGCUCAGUGACGCCACUGCCAUCUAAUCAAUCGACCUAGGUACCGAAUCGAUCGGCAUUGCUUGGAUUAUCGAUACGAAUAGGGUAUUUGACUAUUUAAAAUUUAUGAUUCUUUUUAAAAUAUUUUCCAAACUGUCUCUUUAAAAAGUAUUUUACAUUGUAAUAUUUCUGUAUUUUAUUUUUCAAAUUAAACUAAAUUACUAAUUUGGUCAUGUUACCCAAAAUUCCUAGAUCUUUUGAUGUCAUUACUUGAACUGAACAGACUAAUAAAGUUGUUUGUUUGUUGAAAAAAGACGUUACGUCAUCGAUGUAUUUCUACUUAACCUAUUGAAAUUUUAUGAGAAUUAGUUUGUAGUUCGUAAAGUAGUCAAAUACCCAAAAGAAAUUGUCUUUGUUGCAGAGGGAAUUAUUUAUCUCUUUCUAUCAACUCGUUAACUAAAAUCGCGAUUAAAUGAUGACUCUGUGGUGUUUAUAUCGUUGAUUCCCCGAAACCUAAAUGUUAUGUUGGCUUGAUGUACAACGUCUAUAACUCUUUGAAAUAUUUUUAAAUUACUGAUAAUUUCACAGAAAGUUUGACGUUACGCAAAGUUUGAAGCUUAGCUACAAAAAAUCUUAAGUAUGAGAAGUGUUCGAGCAUUACAACAUUACUUCUAUUAUAGUUGUAUCUCGAAGAUAAAUGACACCAAUUUGAAAAAGCUUACAAAGGCUUGGAAACGGUUGUUGUAUACAUUUUUUUAUGUAUAAAAAUACAUAAUUUCUAAAAAUAUAAUGUACUUAUUUGAGUUAAUUGAGAUAAUACAAGAAAAACACUACUUAUUUUUCUACGUGAUGUACAGCAUUGAAUGGUUAGUAAUAAUACUUUUUGCCUCCAAUUCAACGAAUUAUUUUGACUCAAACGAUAAUUAAAGUAAAUGAAGUCUAUAGACUUUAUUCUUUAUUUCUGAUUUCUUUACAUUAUAUAUAUAUUCAUAUAAAUUUAUAAAUAUAAAUAAAUAAAAAACAAAAACAUGAGAAUUGGAUUUUGAGCCGUCACAAACAAGCUUAAUUACAUAUUACUACUAAAUUAGAAAGAAAUUUAUAAACUAUAUUCAAUGUCAAAAUAUAGAAAGUAAUGUAAGGUUUAUUGAUAGCUUUGACGUACUUAUCCGCUAUCUAUACAUAUUUCAAUAUAUUUUGAUGUUUAGGAAGUAUUCUAUUUAUUGAUAUAUAAAAAUAAGCGUCCUAUUGGCUUGGGCCUCGCCGAGUUCGAGCUGACAUUGACGAUUUGCCAACAUAUGUACUUGGCGUAAAACACGUUGACGUGGCAUUGUAAUGUUGUGAUAUGCAAAUAUAAAACUUGUCUGGCGAGUUAAAAAAGGUGUCUAAUUUCGUUCGAUAUAAACUAAAAGUAUCCUAAAAUUUGCAACGUAGAAUUUAUUAAUCUUUGCUCGUAGCUAAAGCGGUGUUUGUGCACGUAAUUUUUACGCAACCUGAAACUAUGUUUCCGGGCUGGCAUCCUCUAUACAAUAUAUUUACGUUGUUAAUGCCUUAAAUGAUUAUUGCUGGUGUAAGCCAUUAGAAAAUCCUGCUUUUAUUGAUGCGUUGAGUCCAGUUGGACACGGAACGAACUUUAAGCCAGGUCAAAAUUCCUAACGUAUAUAAUACAUAAUGUUUUUAAACAGACCUGCGCGAGCCAUGACUGCUUGUGUCGCUUCACGUGGGGCGCGUAUGCUGUAUGACGAAUUUAUUAAAUUUUAAAUUCUUGUUUUAAUGACAACGCAUAACUGCGUAUUAAGUAUUCCAUGAAAACACAAAGUAAUCGUCAAAAAAAAACUCGACUAUGGAAAACAUAUUUAUUGCACGUACUGUAGUUUAUUGAAUAAAUAUACAAACUUAAGCACAGCUUUUUUACUGCACACUUCACUUUUUACUGUUUACCAAUACGUAACUUACUAUCGUAAUUUUAUACUUAGUUAAUUUCGUCCGUUCAGUAUUAGUUGAGCCUAGAGCAUUGUGAAUACAGUGCAUAACAAACGAAUUCAGUAUCCCUACGACAUAAUGUACAAGAUUUAGGAUUUUUGAUAUAUUUUCUAUUUUGUAAAUGUAUAUAUUAUAUAAAUGUACAUUUUUAGAUUAUGACUUUGCCCUUAGAGGAUCUGUUUUUAUACUUUUUUACUGAAAAUAGGUGAUCGGGUCGUCAUUAUCAUUUGUUCAGUUUUGCUCGUUUUAUUUUUUUUAUUGUACGUUUCUGUUAUUAUUUUACAUUGAUUUAAUUUAGGUACUUUUAAUAUAAAGUUUUGUUGCACUAGUAAAAAAUCCCAAUUCAAUAUAAAAAAAAUUAUUGAAUGAAAAAUGUGAGCAGAAUUGUGAUCUUUUCAAGUUUUACUUCUACACAGCAGUAAAGGAAUUUCUGUCACUUGAUUAAAAAAAAAUUAAUCUAUAAUCAUUAUAGUCUUUUGUGAAACACAUGCAAAAUAAAUAAUUCUGCUUUUCGGUUUAAAAUAAAAAUACAAUUUUAUUGACAUCGAAAAAAUUUCUGUACAUUCCAGAUUGAUUUUUUACAAUGUGUUGUGUAGUAAUAAGUAAAUUAAUCGCGCAUAUCACUAGCUAGCCUUGCUGCAUCGCACUUGUACUUACGAAUUAAACAAUUACUUAAUCUUUAAAAAAACGUAGUACUUAAUAUUAGUAUGCUUGCAAAAUUUUAGAGAUUCUAAUGCGCAAUUACCAGUUUAUUCGUUACUAAAUGUUAUAUAUAUAUAUAUAUAUAUAUAGCAUCUUUUUUCAUUCGAUCAACCUAAAAAUAUUUAAUGUUUUCAAUUGCAUUAAAAUAAUGUGAUACCUUAGCAUCUUAGAGGAAUUUACUAAUAAAACGCACCAAAAUUAUCUGCACCGAUUUAUGAAUUGUUAAUACGAAGUGAAGAUGUGUGUACUACAUUUAUUAAUAUUUAAAUUAAAUGUCUCUUAAUAUAUAUUUUUAUGUGCUUAUUGAAGCGUUUACUAUUAGAGAAAUUGUACUUAAAAUGCAAAGUUGUUCGGAAAUUAUUUGUUGGAUGUUGUUUGUAAAUUAUACAGUGGUCCUAUCUUUGUCAAGUGUAUGUAAAUAUCAACACAUAUUCUGUAGAUAUUUUAGAUAAAGAGAGUUCAAAUAAAUAUAAAGAUUAAUAAAUAAUGUUUAGUUGAAA